Molecule: messenger RNA, 2681 nt
Organism: Quercus robur (English oak)
Lineage: Eukaryota; Viridiplantae; Streptophyta; Magnoliopsida; Fagales; Fagaceae
Product: protein GRAVITROPIC IN THE LIGHT 1
Exons: 1
Coding region: 1100-2452 (450 amino acids)
Biological process (GO): response to red or far red light; negative gravitropism
Source: RefSeq, a predicted model, not a curated record
AAUUCCCAUCCAACUAAAACAAAACAAACAAACACACUGUCUCAGUUCUCACUCUGUCGCUCUCACACUCUAAAUAGGAGUUCGAGCACAAAAUGCCAACUUGGUUCCAGCACAGAAAACGACCGUUCAUUGAGUCAAAUCCCAAUCCCAACCUUUGAAAACAUCAUUUUUGGCUUUGAUCGGAGGUACUGUUCUGUACUCUUACGUGGUCGGCGUGAAACUGAAACGUCGUCGUUAAUAAUAGUCUGGGAUUUUUGCUAAUCCAAAUGUUGUCUGCUUUGCUCUACAACUACUAAAUAGUAUGUGUGUCUAGCUAGUUUGCAACGUUGCAACGUUGUGGAUCGGAAACUCCAAGGUUCAACUCGCUGUCUCUCACUCCUUGCUCUCUGCAUUGUGUUUGUUUGUUCUCACUGCUCAAACCCUGACACUAUUCUUUGGGUAAUACUCUCACACUGUUUCAUAAUAGAAAAAUGUUGGGUUUUUAGGUACCAUCUUGAUGCUAAAGUCACUUGGUGCUUAGGCUUGGUCUUUGGUUCAUUUUUCUUCUUCUUGGCUACAUUGUGUUCGUAUAAAAGCCUGUGCUUGCUUUGAUUAGUUUCAUAGUUAAAGAAGAAAAAAAAUAUCUUGGGUUUUUUUUAAAAGUGGAUUCUAGAAAUUUACUAGCUUUUGUGUCUUCUUGCUUCUAUUAUUUUGAAACUUGAUGCUAAACCCUCUUGAAGCUGAAGUUUGAUGAUGGGAUAACCUUUAAUUUUGAUUUUAGCGCUUUAAGUAUUUUGAAUUUCUGUUCCUUCUUUUUGAACUCAAGCCGAUAUUCGCCGUAGUUGUUUACUGAACCUUUUAACUAAAAACCCCAAAGUUCAUUUCUUUAAUUAAUAUAGGGGUGUUCCAUGCCACUACCACAGGGUUUAAGGCAUAUUACCGGGAAUCCCGUUUCUUCUUGGGGAAAUUUCUGGAUCGCUGUUUAAGAUUUUGUACCCCACUUUCAUAAUAUUGUAAUCUUAAUCUUAUUAUAUUAUAUUUUGGAAUUUACUCUUGUAGAAGGUAGGAAGCACAUUGAAUUAGAUCUGUGUCAGUUUUUGGGUUCUUUGAUCUUUAAGCAAUGGAAAAUGCCACCUUUAAACCCUCUAAGCCCUCCUCAAACAUAUCUGAAAUUGUCUCCAAAUUCACGAAAGUUUGUAAAUUGAGAUCCAUUGGUGUCUUUCCCUCUGAAAGCCCAAAUCAGAAGCAGCACCACCAUCAACGUCAGUCUUGUCACAACCCCAAGAACAACACUGCCCCAUUAGUGGAGGAAAGCAGCGAUGACACUGAGGAGAAAGAAUGUGUCAGUGAGAAAAUUCAUCCUCAACCCAUUGAAGUUUCAAGCAAAAGCAAUGUGUGUGGUGAAGGGGAAAUUGUGAAGUUAUUUGACACUGUUUCAGCACUGAAAUUUGCUUAUAUUCAGCUUCAGGAAGCUCACAUUCCCUAUAACCCGGAUAAGAUUAUAGAUGCUGAUCAACUUGUUGUGGCUCAACUUGAAUCACUUUGCAAGAUCAAGCGUUCGUAUAAGGAUAAGCAAUUCACGAACAAAGCAGAGCUUGAUUCCUCUACAUGCAAUCAUUUGCAAGUGGAAAUUGAAUUGAGUGAGAGGGUGUUGGAAGACUUGAAGUCCCAAGUCAAAGCUAAAAACUCUGAGAUUCUUCGUUUGCAAGAAGUGCUUCAGGAUUUGGAGUUGGGGAACAUUGGACUGGUUGAGAAGAUGAGGCAGACAAGUCCGGAGAAGAAGAUCCCAACAGUUUUGAGCAUAGCUACACUUGAAGAUGCUUUCAUGGCCGCUACCAAGUCCAUUCAUGAUUUCGCAAAGCCAUUAAUUAGCUUGAUGAAAGCUUCAGGUUGGGAUCUAGAUCAGGCUGCGAAUUCAAUUGAAGAUGCAGUUAUUUAUUCCAAAAGGUCCCACAAGAAGUAUGCGUUUGAAGCCUACAUAGCUCGGAGAAUGUUUUGUGGGAUUGGAUUUAAGUCCUAUAAUGUGGAUGAAGUUAUGGGGUUUAAUAACCCUAUUGAUGCUCUGACAGAAUAUCCAAAUUCUGAUUUUGCGAAAUUCUGUGGAAAAAAGUAUCUAUUAGUUGUUCAUCAAUUGCUGGAAGUGUCAUUCUUUGGGAAUCUUGAUCACAGGGCAUUUGUGUUGAGUGGCAAGCAUCCCAGGACGCCAUUCUACCAAAUAUUUGCAAAGAUGGCAAAGUGGGUCUGGGUUUUACAAGGCAUUGCAGCUUCUAUCAAUCCAAAAGCAAAACUAUUUACUGUCAAAAGAGGAAGCAAAUUUUCAGAUUUUCAUAUGGAAUCUGUUGAAGAGGAUAUGGAAGGUGCAGUGGAGGCUGAUGAACAAGCUAUGCAUAGAGUUGAGCUGAUGGUCAUGCCGGGGUUUAAAAUUGGGGAUACAUUGUUGAGGUCCCGGGUGUAUCUUUCAAAACUGAAGUAAUCCCUUUGGAAAUGCUAGAUGGAGGUGCUUGGACUAACCGGUAACAUACCUAAUGACCUUUUGUUUUGUAAAUGUUGAUAAUUAGCUCAAGGUAGUUGGAAGCUGUAUUCCGAGUUUUUGCACUCUAGCUGGUAGUGUAUGAUGUAAUUGGACACACAAACUAGAGUUUGUACUUUCCAAUUACCAGUUUUUGAUAAAUCUACAUUGUAGGCCGCUAGAAUCUUGUUAA